UUCUCUCCUAUCUUUCACUCUCACAUUUACAUUUUACAUUUACAUCAUCUUCUUUACUACAUUCAUGUCUGUAUUACAUUACAUUACAUUACAUAUAUACAUACAAGAAUUUGUGGUAUAAGCAGCUGGAUAACGCAAUGAGAUUAGUUUUACGGAUAUAGGUACAGAAGGAGACAUAAAAGGAUAAUCUUGUUAGAUUUGGCGAGUGAUUGAUUGAGACGUGGAGUGAAUUUAUAAAUUGAAAGCUUGAUUUGGUAUCCAGAAAUAUGUCUUCUUGGUGGGGUAAGCCAUCCUCAAAAGCAAAGAAGAAAAAGACAAGUAAACAGAGUCUUAUCGACACAUUAAGGAAAUUUAGGAACCCUUUUGAUGAUAAAUCAAUCAAUGACAGAUCAGAUGGUUCUCAAAGAGGUCGCAGUGACGCUGUUUUGGAAAAAAGAUCUUUGUCGAGGGUUGAAUCCAGGGCAGUAUCACCUUCAAAAGAAUCCAAACAUGUAGCAAGAUGCCAGAGUUUCCAAGAAAGACCUCUGGGUCAACCACUCCCACUUCCUACAAAUCUUCCUUCGCCUGUGGCUACUAAUGAGCCCACAAUCAGUGCAUCGGGAAAACUGAAACAAGAAAAGGGAUCCAAGUCACGGGCAUUUUUCACACUUCAACAUCCUGAGUAUGAUGGAGCAGAGUCUGUUUCCAGUGAAUGUUAUAGUGACAGUGAUGAGUUACCUGACUCGAUCCAACAUAGUCCCUUGGCAUCGAGUUACGCUGCUGGUAGUAGAGCAACUGUUGGCAGCCCUACCAGCAUGAUAGUCAAGGAUCAUUCACAUAUUACAAAAAUUCAUUUGUGUGACGCACCAAAGUCACAUGAUAAUUUGUUCAACAAUAAUGUCUAUUCUUCACCACCAAGAAGAAAACCAUUAAGCAGUCGCCUGCAGAAUCUCCAGGUACCUUAUAGUGCGGCAUUCAGUAGUGCUCCAGACAGCUCAAUUUCAAGUCCUUCUAGAAGCCCAUUACGGGCAUUUGGUACCGAACAAGUCAUCAGUUCUGCUUUUUAUGCCGGUCACUGCUCCAGCCCUGGAUCGGGACAGAAUUCUGGGUAUAAUUCCAUGGGUGUUGACAUGGCGGGGAUAUUUUGGCAGCCCAGUAGGGGUAGCCCAAGUCCAGAGUAUUCUCCACUGCCUAGUCCUAGGAUGACAAGUCCUGGUCCAAGCUCUAGGAUUCAAAGUGGCGCAGUCACACCACAGCACCCACGAGCAGGAGGUGUAGCCAUUGAAUCACAUAAUAGUUGGCCAGACGAUGGAAAACAACAAAGUCAUAGGCUGCCACUUCCUCCUAUUUCAGUUACCAGUUGUUCACCUUUCUCUCACCCAAAUUCAGCAGCAACAUCUCCUUCUGUACCACGAAGUCCAGGACGGGCUGAGAAUCUCACGAGCCCAGGCUCAAGAUGGAAAAAGGGGAAACUGCUGGGUAGAGGUUCAUUUGGGCAUGUUUAUGUCGGUUUCAACAGUGAUAGUGGGGAAAUGUGUGCUAUGAAGGAGGUGACUUUGUUCUCUGAUGAUGCGAAGUCAAAGGAAUGUGCAAAACAGUUGGGGCAAGAAGUUUCUCUAUUAAGCCGUUUAAGCCAUCCAAAUAUUGUUCAGUACUAUGGGUCUGAAAUGGUAGAUGAUAAACUCUAUAUUUAUCUGGAAUAUGUGUCUGGUGGUUCCAUAUAUAAGCUUCUUCAGGAGUAUGGACAAUUAGGUGAACUAGCAAUACGAAGUUAUACUCGGCAAAUCUUAUCAGGGCUUGCUUAUUUACAUGCUAAGAAUACUAUCCACAGGGAUAUCAAAGGAGCUAAUAUCCUUGUUGACCCAAAUGGCAGAAUCAAAGUGGCAGAUUUUGGAAUGGCAAAGCAUGUCACUGGGCCGGCAUGCGCACUAUCUUUCAAAGGAAGUCCUUACUGGAUGGCACCCGAGAUUAUAAAGAAUACUACUGGUUCUAACCUUGCCGUUGACAUCUGGAGUCUUGGAUGCACGGUUUUGGAAAUGGCAACAACGAAACCACCUUGGAGCCAAUAUGAGGGGGUGGCUGCCUUGUUUAAGAUUGGUAACAGUAAAGAGCUUCCAGCUAUUCCUGAUCAUCUAUCAGAUGAUGGUAAGGAUUUCGUAAGGCAAUGUUUGCAACGCAAUCCAAUGCAUCGUCCUACAGCUGCUCAGCUCUUAGAUCACCCUUUCGUAAGAAAUACGGCACCUUCGGAAAGGCCGAUAACGUGUCCUGACCCAUCCGGUCCACUGCCUGCCACCUCAAAUGGGGUCAACUCUCCGGGGCUUGGUAAUCUAAGAAACCGCCGGGCACUUGAUGUGGAUAGACUUGCUAAUCAUUCAUUUAGAGUACCCAAACCCGGUUUUAGUUCCAGUGAUCUUCAAAUUUCUAGAAAUAUAUCCUGUCCAGUCUCCCCGAUUGGAAGCCCUCUUUUACAUUCAAGGUCACCGCAACACGUUAAUGGAAGGAUGUCCCCAUCACCCAUAUCAUCAGGUGCAUCCAGCCCUCUAACUAGUGGAGGUGGUUCUAUCUCAUUUCAUCAUAUCAACCAGUCCGUUUACUUUCACGAGAUCUCAAAACCCACCCACAACCCUUACGGAAAUGGCAUAUCUUAUCAUGAUCAUGCUCCUCAUGUCCCUGAUAUCUUCCGAGCCAAACAGCCACAUUCCCGUGGUUGUAAUUCUGUAAAACAAUCCAGCAGACAUUCUCAGCAACGACACGGUGGACAUGCAGUCUUAGCAGACUCUGUAUCUCACCUACUCCUAAAAGAGAAAGUGAAUUUCAAACCAUACUUGGAUCUCAAUCCUUUGUAAACCGAAAUUCCACCCACCACACAAAACAGGCCUAGUUUAAGCUGAAUUUGAGCUUUUCAAGUAAGGAAUUCGUUUUUUCAGGUGGAUUUCCAUAUAACAACUCAUGCAGGUCCUACAAUCUUCUACAAAGUCACCAACGAGAACUUGGCUGACAUAGUGAAAAAGAAGCAACGUUAACUCGUAAAUUAUUGUACACAUAGGGUUUAAACUUGUUCAGUUAUGAAGUCACCAAGAACUCCGACGAUGCAGUGAAAAUGCAUCACCAUUAACUCGUAAAUGAUUGUAAACAGAGUUUAAACUUGGAGAAAUGAUGGUACAAGCAUGAAGUAACAUCAAAUAUAAUCACAUACAAGGAUAGAAACAAGUAGAUAUAGAGCUAUUUUUUGUGGGAAGCCUAACUGCUGUACAAAACAUGGGGAAUCAAAAGGAAAGUUGUACUUUUGUUUUCCUUACUUAACAUAACUUUGUUAGAUGUAGCUGUCAAUAUGCAACAAUCAUUUUGAUUAUAAAUGUUGUGUGAGCAUUAAUUGUUAAUGGAAAGGGAUAUAACUGGUUCCCUCCCUUAGUCUG
Molecule: messenger RNA, 3395 nt
Organism: Erigeron canadensis
Lineage: Eukaryota; Viridiplantae; Streptophyta; Magnoliopsida; Asterales; Asteraceae
Product: mitogen-activated protein kinase kinase kinase YODA-like
Exons: 12
Coding region: 267-2825 (852 amino acids)
Biological process (GO): protein phosphorylation
Molecular function (GO): protein kinase activity; ATP binding
Source: RefSeq, a predicted model, not a curated record